AUGGCGUCCUACCUUGGCCACGUGGCCGCGUUAAAGACCCUCUUGGCCGCGGGUGCCGAUGUCCGCAUACGGGGCGCUUCGGACUCCAUCGCAGCGCUCUCCUUGGCCCUUGCGCUCGGCAGAGAGAGCGCGGGGACAGCCAUGGUCGAGCAUGGUUUUGUUGCCAAUGCUGAUGACGGGGACGGCUCGCUUGUUGUUCUUCACUGGACCGCUCUGAUGGACCACGCCGUCUGUGACGCGGCGCUGCUGGAUGCGGGAGCUGACAUCAAUGCUAGGUCUGGACGGAAGGACGCAACGCCUUUCCUUUUGGCGGCCAGAGCUGGGGUAACGGAGCCCUGCUCGCCCUCUUGA
Ectocarpus siliculosus is the source of this 351-nucleotide messenger RNA. The record is from the annotation of a GenBank genome assembly. NCBI's taxonomy places the organism in Eukaryota, Phaeophyceae, Ectocarpales, Ectocarpaceae.